UUUUUUUUUGAAUAAAAUCCACACAAAUUAUAUACAAUACUAUUAUUUUAACAUAUUUACUGCUUUUGGAUUCUGCAAUAUAUGGCAGCUCUCUUCAUUCCAAAUUAUUCCAAGUGAAUGGAUAUAAACAAAAAUUCCAACAGUAAAAUUCUUAGUGGAAACUUUAAUAGCAUUUUCAAAAAUUCUGGUAAAUUUGGAUAAAGAUCAAAAUAAAAGAAGUUUGCGUGUUAAGAUGAAGCUUGAGGAUGCUUAUGAUUCCGCCGCUUCAGUACCUAGCAAAGCAAGUGAAAAGGGAGAAAAAACUAAAAAAGUCUUAAUUAAUUCUGGCUCCGGUAAUGGGGAGGAAGCGGAUAUUGAAUUAAGUGAGCAAUUGGAAGAUGAUUCUCUGAAAGAAGCUGGUAGCAGCAAAAAGAAAGGUGCACGCAAAAAACGUUCGCUAAAUUGGGAAGAAGCAGAAAGAUGUUUACUACUGGAAGUUAUAAAAACAAAAUUGCAAUUUGUUGAGAACCGCAAUGUGGAUACAUCAAGUAUAAAAGCUAAACGAAAUGCCUGGUUGCAGAUAACCAAACAGUUUAAUUCCCUCAAUUUCCGUCAUCGUUCUUUGGAACAAAUACAAGUACAAUGGCGUAGCAUGAAGAACACAGCUAAACGUGAGUAUCAGCAAAAGUUUAAAGACUCAAGUUUAGAUGCAUUCAAUUUAAUUGAUUUUAUGGAAGAAUUACAAAAGGAACCAGUAAGCACACGCAGCCAUCGCCUUAGUGGUGGAAAAAAAGAUUUGAGUGUUGAUGAGGAUGAAGACAUGCCAUUAGCAUCAUUGCCAAAUAAUGCUAGUGAUGAUACUCAAGAAGAAUCAAUUAGUGCUUUACCGUCCCCACCACCUUCUGCUGAAUCACAAAAUGAAACGCAACAAGUUUCGCCUACACGCAAUAAAAAAGCAGCUAAUGCAGUUAAAGCGGAGCCAUCAGCGCAGGUAGCUGGAGUUAAAACAAAAAGGCUACGUAAACCACAGCUUUCCACGUCAAUGGACGACGAUGCUGCUAUUCAUGCAGAAUCUUAUGUAAAAACAUUAGCUGAUCAUUCAAAUUCAAAAAUACUCAAUAAAUCAACCGCAAUACCUCCAGCAGAAGAUAGAUUUAAAAAGGGUCUGUUCGAUUUGAUGAAACGCGCACGUGUUGCUGACAUGGACUAUGCACGUCGUGAGCAUGAGCAAAAAUUACGUUUUGAACAGUUGGAACAGGAUCUGAAAAUUAAUUACUACCGUCAACAGGAAGAAUUGAAACUGAACCAUUUGCGUGAGGAGCAUGAAGUGCGUUUACGUCAUCGCCAACUCGAGCAUGAAGCCCGCAUGCGGGCCUAUAAUAUAAAUGUUGUUGAAACAAAAUCGGCUAAGAAAGGAGAGCAUAAGAAAAGUGCCGCCGAUGAGAAACCACCGAUUUAAGUUGGGGUGAUGGCCGCUGCGGUCAAAUUUAAAUUGAGUUGUUGUCAAAAGGAAUGCCUCAAAACGAAAUGUAGCUUUAAGUGUAAACAGUAUUUUUAUCAAAGUAAGAAAAGCUUGAACAUUUUUUGUGUGAUGUUUAAGUUGUACUGAGUCCUCCAAAUCCUACAAAUACUCAUUAAUACUCAAUUAAAUAAAAAUAAUACUCAUGUUGCCACACUCAAACUGAAAGUUAAGUAUCUCUAAGAAAUGCUAACAUUUUUCAUUUAAAAAUUAACUCCAAGCGGUUGUGCAUCCUUAAACCGACAGUAUUUUUUAUUAUUAAUUAUAAGUUGAAUCAUUUUGACCUAUACCUUCUUAAAAAUAUGUGUUUAAAUAUAUUAAAUCUUCCCAAAAUUUUGA
Teleopsis dalmanni is the source of this 1837-nucleotide messenger RNA. RefSeq lists its product as uncharacterized. Bases 233 to 1438 code for a protein of 401 amino acids. The record is from RefSeq and is a predicted model, not a curated record. Lineage: Eukaryota; Metazoa; Arthropoda; Insecta; Diptera; Diopsidae. The transcript has 4 exons.